Molecule: messenger RNA, 6207 nt
Organism: Myripristis murdjan (pinecone soldierfish)
Lineage: Eukaryota; Metazoa; Chordata; Actinopteri; Holocentriformes; Holocentridae
Gene: slx4
Product: SLX4 structure-specific endonuclease subunit homolog (S. cerevisiae)
Exons: 14
Coding region: 129-5660 (1843 amino acids)
Biological process (GO): resolution of meiotic recombination intermediates; DNA repair; DNA replication
Cellular component (GO): nucleus; Slx1-Slx4 complex
Molecular function (GO): protein binding
Source: RefSeq, a predicted model, not a curated record
AAGUAAAUAGCAGACGACGAACGCUCAUCUGUCCAGAUAGGCGGAAGGUGGAGAGAAUAUGAAGGUGAACACAAUACGAUCGCUGACAUGUCGGCGUAGCCUCAGUGUGAGGAGAAAGCACAUCCAUCAUGGACGACUCGGACCAGGACUUCGUCGAUCUUUAUUCAAAGCUGCUCAAACGAGUCCGCAGGAAAGCAGGCGAGCCCGGGCAGCCCAGCAAGGCAGAGGCUCGGUCCUGCAGCCAGGCGGCCACCGGAGACAAGAGGAGGAGACACCAGAAAGAGACGGACCCGGACGCGAAGCGUGUCAGUGCAACCCAGCCGCUUCCCUGUGGCACCGGCGCUGAACCCAAACCACCAGCGGUCAAUGGAGGGCUGGCUGACGACCCGGGACACACCGGCUCGUCGGUUUCUGUGGGCUCUGGUGCGCCCGAAGCGGAGGAGGUGGUUGCGACAAAUGUAAGGGCCAAAGACAAAGUGCUUUUGAGAAUGCAGCAGUUCAAGAGAGCCAGUCCACAGAGGAUAGCGCAUCAGAAGAUCAGCCAGCUGCCAGGCAGUGAAAGCGACUGUGUUCCUCCUCUGCCGCCGCAAAGACGAGAUAGUCCAGAACCAGCCACACCUGGCCUCCACCAGGAGCCCCAGGAUAGUGAUGAGGUGCUGGCCCUCAGGCUACAGCAGGAGCUGGACAGGGAGGCGGCCGAGGCUCAGGUGGUGGACCUGGAGGACAGAGGCCUCUUCUUCUGUCAGCUCUGCCACAGAGACCUGUCCCACAUGUCCCCCGAGGGGCGCACACAGCACCUCAACCGGUGUUUGGAUGAGAAUGAAGACAGUGCCCCAGCCCCUCCUCCUGCUCCCUCUGGGGUUUCUGACUGUCCCAUCUGUGGCAAAAAGUUCAAGUCCCAGAAGAGUCGCUCUGCCCACCUGAAGCGUUGCUCCUCAGAGAUGGGUGUGUCCCCAGCCGUGCUGCUGCAGGCUCUGCAGAGACAGGCUACCGAGGCCCAGGCAGACAGCACUGCAAACCAACCUGCAGCACCUGAAGGCACCAAGAGAAAGGCGCCAUCUGAACCAGGCAUCCCAGCAAAAAAGAAGCCCAGGAAGAAGACCCAGCCUCUGGAUGAGGACACCAUGCUGGCCCUAGCUCUUUCAUCCUCCCUGCUAGAACAGGAGAGGGAGAGGGAGGUGGAGAAAGAGUUUCAGAGGGAGACUGCUGCGUCUCACACCUCCAUGACCCCACUGUUGAAGUGGAGACCAGAUGCAGGUAAGGGGCGUGGCAGGAAGAGAAAGGGCGGUGUUCCCCGCCCUCCCCCGCUGCUCCUUAUUCAAGAUGCCGAGGCGGCCCUGAGGAGGAUUCAGGAGCGUGUCUCUGCUCUCCUCCUAUGCGGCAGGGCCCCCUCACCUCCCACCCCCAAACGCUGCCCCAGCAGCCUGUCUGCCUGGAGUGGUGACGCCCCCCUCUGGGAAAAGAGUGCACUGCGGGAUGGAGGGCCCAGCUGUGAGUCUGAGUUCUACACCCCGGAGCUCAGGGAGUUCAUAAUGCCUCAGGAUGCAGGAAUGACUGAUACAGUCUCCUCAACCAGUGAGAAGCCUGAUUCCUCUGUCCAAACUCCUGGUGAAGAUGCCCCUGUCCCAGUGACUAGGAGCUCCAUCAUCCCCUCCACCUCCACCUCCUCCUCCAAGACGGCCCCUUCCUCAGCUGCCUCUGCCUCAUCCUCAGCAAAGCUCUCAAUAGGCAGCCAGGCUGUCAGAGACCUGGUGGAGCUGGCUGAAGACGGAAUGACCCUCACCCAGUGGGGUUACACUGCCUCUGGCCCUGCCAAAGACAUAGACAACAGCAGCGGUCUGAUCCCUGACCUUCAUCUUAGUGGAUUUGUCCUGGAGGAGCCACAAGAGCAAGCUGACCUCUGUCUGAGUGGCUUCUUGCCAGAAACAACAACCACCUACACGCGACACCCCCACUGCCAAGCAAGGACGCCCACUGGCCAUUCAGGAGCAGAUAGAGAGCAAGGCAGCCACAAAUCAGUGAUGCUGUCCAGGCUGGCGUCAGACCUGAGCAGCAUGGUGAACAACCCACAGCUCAGUGAUGUGCAGCUCCAGGUGGACAGCGGAGAGGUCUACUUUGCCCAUUCGUUCAUGCUUUACACCCGCUGCCCUCUGCUGGCACAGAUGGUACAUGACAGUGGUUUCGGAGUGCAGGAGGAAGGCAUGCCUGCUGCCCAAAGGAUUUUGGUAGGGGAGGUUCCAGGACAGGCGGUGUACAGUCUGCUUCAGUACGUCUAUACAGCCCACUGUCCUAUCUCAGCAUCCCUGCUGCCUCAUCUUCUGGAGCUGGCAUCCAGAUUUGACUUGGAGGCGCUCAGGCAGCAUUGUCAGCUCUACCAAGAAGAGGCAGUAACCCAGGCAGAAGGAGCAGACUGUGCAGGCCAGGAGCAGCCAUCCGAGGAGCAAACAGACCACGCCUUCAUGGAUCUCCUUCAGUCUAUGUGGAAUGAAGAGGAUGAAGAUACAGAUGAAGGAAGGGACGGCGAGACAGGGUUGGAAAAAGCAGGUCGAGUUAAUGACCUCACAUUAGCAGACAAAGAGAUAUGUGAAGAAAAAGUGAAUGAGGAGGAGAUGGAGGAGAUCUAUGAGUUUGCUGCCACACAGAGAAAGAGGGAGGAGGGGAAAGGCAGCACAGAGGAAGAAGAAGAAGAUGAGAAAGAAGGAGACCUGGAGAUGGAGGACAACGAAGUGUUCACCAAACCAGACAUAACAGAGCCUAAAAUGAUCUCAACAGGCUCUAAGGAAAAAAGUGUGCCACCUGUCUCCAACCUUGAGCCAGACCACAACCUGAAUCGCAGCUACAGCCGCCUCUUCUCAGACUCCUGGGGGGUGUAUGAGGAAGAAGACCCCUCCUCCCCACCCUCCAGUUCCUGUCGCAGUAAGACACAAACCUGUCAGUCUCAACACCUUGAGCACUCAACUACUACGGACAAGGGAAAGACACAGUUCAACAGAACUUGCCUUCAGUCCUCAGCUAGUGAAAUCAUUGACCUUUCAAUCAGCCCUCCACCCAGUACAUCCAACCUGCCUCUCCCAGGUUUGUCCCCUGGUGAAGUUGGUAAUGGAGGAGAUGAGCGAACAGAUAGCAUUGAUACAGACUUCUCCAAAGAAUGCGCUCUUUCUAGAGAUGAAAGGCCCAGCCAAGGUUGUCGCAGUAUUUGUGCUGCCCUUUCUCCUGCUUCACCUCAGAACAGAAAGGAACCUGAGCUAAUAGUUCUGUCUGACUCAAGUGAAGAGAUGGAAGUAGAUCUAGCUGCUGCCAGUUCCCGUAGACCUUCACCAUGCACCAGUCAGAAUGUGCAGAACUUCACCCAGAUCAAACCCCAACCAGUGCCGCAACCUAACGAGGCUACCUUGGAGAAGAAAGAGUCAUGUAGUUUUGGGCUCAGUCCCAGCACUCCAUCUGCAUUCCCAGUUCCAGGUCGAUCUGGUUUUAGUUGUGAUGCUCUGGAGCAGAGUCCAGUAGACUGUUCUCCGGAAGUUUCCUGGCUCGUUCCAGCCACGCCAGUACAGCCCAGCAGAAACACCAUCACCAGCUCCACUCAGACGCACAGCAGCAUGCGCAGGACGCAGCUCUUCCCCAAAGCCAGUGUUUCACCGUCCUCAUCCCCUGUGUUAUCUUCUCCAAGGUUAUCAUUAAAGAGCAGACGUCACAAAUCCGACACAAAUCAGACACAGGCAAGUGUUUCCAGGAAACUGGAGAAGAACUUCCCUUGUAGUUCUGGGAUGGCUCUUAACUGUGCUGAAAAAAACAAUAGAAGUAGUGAUGUGAAUAUGGACAGAGAGGUGGAGUCUAGUGAUAACUUCCCACUUUUUGCAGGUCCCCAUAAGUGCUCACAAGCCUCCAGCUUUACUUACUCCCUUCCCUUCCAGUCCCAACAGGGGGCCUCCAUGCAGCCAAACCCUCUUCACAUCCAGUCUCAGCAGUACAGCAGCACUCCCCUACACACAGAUUUACACAAACCCCCUGUCCAUCUUCCUGCCUCCCCCGUCCACUGUGACCCUGAGAGGGAGAGUUCGUUUGGUCAAGUGAAGGAGCAUUCUGACAGAGAGAUAGGAAGUCUUCGUCUUUCCUCAUCUAACCUCUCAGACUCACCAUCCUCUUCCUCGUACAGAGGCCUUUCAACUUCAACACAAAGAGGAUCUACUGCUGACAACACAGGAACUAAACUGACAGGGCAGACCAAAAAUGAAGCCAGGGGAAUUAGAAAUGACACAGGAAAUGGAAUAAUAGAGAGGGAAGAAGAAGGUAGAGGGACUGCAGGAGAGCAGAAAGAAACGUCACUGAAAGGUAAUGCAGAGGAUGCUUUAGGCGGCAGCUUCCAGCAAAGUUUCACGAUUAUGGACGAGCCUCCCAUGGCUUUCAACGACUCAUGGGGCCUCGAUGUUGGUGCAGACAGAGAGGGAAACCCAGGUGUCCGCUUCAGUCUGAGGCUGGAGGACAGUGGAGGAAGCAGCCCACAUGAUCGCAGCCCUGGACAGGGAGGAACAGCUGGGCUAUCUUCAUCUACCACCUCUCAACAUCCCAACACAAGUCAUGUCAUCGAGUCAUUCCAGUUUCACAACCCUGGGCAACAUGUUAACUCCACUCCACCCAAAUUGCGCACCACACAACCAUCUUCCUCGCCUACAUCCAAAAUGCCUGCCCAUACAUGCUCCCCCUUGACCCCUCCUCCACCUGACACGACUACCCCCACCCCACCGCAUGUCAAUGGUAGCCUCCUGGACAGCAAGUUAUGGGACAGCUGGAACGAGGAAGAGGAGGAAGAAGCUCUGCCCCUUUCUCAGCGGGUGAACCCUCAGGCUCAUUUAAAAACCCCAGUUGCACCUCGGAGAAAAAGGCGCGGUCCCAUAGUGCCCAUCACUCCCAUGCCCAGCUACUCCGACAUGGACACGCCGGAGCUCAAGAGCAAACUCAACAGGUUUGGUGUUCGUCCUCUGCCCAAGCGGCAGAUGAUCCUCAAGCUGAAGGAGAUCCACCACUACACCCACCAGCUGGUCAGUUCUGACUCAGAGGAUGAGCCACCCUCUGAGGGUCGCACCACUCAGGUGAAGCCCCUAUCCAAAACCACAAGUGUGACCAGUAGGCCGGCCGCCUGCGUCCAGGCAGUGAGCUUCAAACUGCCCAGAGCACCCAUGACUGUCUCCCCUAGAAAACAUAACAGUGAGGAAGAUGCUGAGCCCCUGUCUGCCUCACAGGGCUCCAAUUCGUCUUCAGCUGCCGCCAGUGAAGAAUCUGAACGGUCCAACCCAGAGUUGUGCCUCUCCUCUGACAGCGACACAGAUAGUGACGGAGGCGUGACAGCAUCUCAGGCAGCUUCCCGCCUCCAAGAUCGCCUCCGGGCGGUGCGCUCCUUCAUCCUGUCCGACUCAGAGCUGUACAGUCAGAUCCUCCAGUACCAACCUCUGGUCAUUUCCCAGCUCCAGGAACGGCUCAAAGCCGCCGGGAUCCGGCUUGGUGCCUCCAAGCUGCUGGACUACCUGGACUCCCAGUGCAUCACCUUCACGACAGCCAAGCCCGGCCACACCGCAGCCAGCCGCAGGCGGGGCAGGAGGGCGAAGGCAGCAGGUGAACGCCAUGUGAGAGGGAGGAAGAGAGGAGUUACAGCCAGGGAUUAUUAAAACCUUGGGACUGCAGGAAAGGUUUAAGUGGAAACUAAUUUUGCUACUGUGAGAUUUACUGCAGUGUGUUGUGAAACUUUUCUGAAAAUAAUGUUUUAUAAUUAUUCCUGGUUACCUUGAAACAAACCCAGACUGAAGGCUGAGCCUUGAAACUGAAAGAGCAUGAAAGUUCAUGGAUAAAAACAAGUUUUACCAUUUUAAUGAAAAUUAUCACUUUAAUUUACAAAAGGUUUUGUGUAUCUUAAUGUUUUUUUCAAAUGUUGCAUAAAUUCUGGUUGUGAAAAUAAACAAAAGUGCCAAGUGUCUUUUUGCCACAGCUGAAGAUAAAAAAUAGUGGAUGCUUCUGUUUUCAUAUCCAGUAGUAUGGCAUAGCCAGUCUUGAUCAGUCUCAGUAUACAAAUGACUAAUUAUUAUAUUUGACAUCACAAUGAAUAAUCUUCAGCUUCUGUGAUAUGACCUGGUUGAAUCAUAUUGUCAUAUUGCUGACAAGCAUAUUAAUCUGAAUACCAUCCAAAGUCUUCAAACCUAAUCAAGAAAAGGUUUAAUU